AUGAUCCACGCGGCCUCCCUGCGCCUCGGCGCGAUCCCUGCUCGCGUCACCUCUGUGACCAAGCCCCGCGCCGCGCACGUCGCGCGUUUCCAGAAGGGCGCGAACGGCGGAGACUACGUGAAGAAUCUGAGGGAUGACACCCUGAAGCUGAACGAGUCGGAUCACAUGCUGUGCAUGCAGUGCGAGCAAGCCCUCCACAACACAGGGUGCAACAGGACUAAGGGGGUGUGCGGCAAGACCGAGGAGGUCGCGGCCCUCCAGGACCUCAUGAUCUUCUUCAACAAGGGCCUGGGCACGUGGGCGAAGCUCGCCCGCGACAACAACGUCCCUGUUUCGGAGGAGCUCAACUACUUCACCUCCCUGACGACCUUCGCGACGCUCACGAACGUCAACUUCAGCGAGGACCGCUUCGCGGAGUUCCUCCGCAUGGGCCAGGGCCUCAAGGAGGAGCUCAAGCGCGACAUCACGAACGCGGGCGUGAAGUGGUCGCAGCGCCAGCAGCACCCCAACGCGCUCAACCAGAUCGCCGGCGCGCUCGGGGUCGGCGCGCCCGACGCGCUCGACGUCCCCGACCUCCCGUGGUUCCCCAUGCACACGCACCCGGCCAACUACGACGUCGACGUCAACGUGCCCGUCGAGGAGCUCGUCAUGGAGGGCCGCGCCGUCGGCCUCAAGCACCGCACCGACACCCUGGGCUCGGCGACGCUUGCCGGGCUCCAGGAGCUGGUGUGCUACGGGCUCAAGGGCCUCGCGGCGUACUACCACCACGCGUGGCGCCUCGGCGCGCGCGACGAGGGCGUCGACGCGUUCAUCCACGAGUGCCUCGCGUUCCUGGCCGCGCCGGAGUCGAGCGACGCCGCCGCCGUGCUGGCCAUGGCCAUGCGCGUGGGCGAGGUGAACGGGCGCGUGCUGCAGCUCCUCGACGAGGAGCACACCAAGACCUUCGGCAACCCGGCGCCGCACGAGGUGAGCACGGUGCCGCAGGAGGGCAAGUGCAUCCUGGUGUCGGGCCACGACAUGCACGACCUCAAGGCACUCCUCGACCUGACGGAGGGGACGGGCAUCAAGGUGUACACGCACGGCGAGAUGCUGCCCGCGCACGGGUACCCGGGGCUGCGCAAGUACACGUCGCUCGCCGGCCACUUCGGGUCGCACUGGGGCAACCAGCGCUUCGAGUUCGGGCUGUUCCCCGGCCCGAUCCUCAUGACGACCAACUGCCUGAUGGAGCCCGUCAAGGACUACCAGGCCCGCAUCUACACCACCGGCGCCGUCGGCCACGACGACUGCCGCGAGCACCUCGCCGGCCCCGAGGCCUUCCAGACCGUCGUCGACGCCGCGCUCGAGCUCCCGGGCUUCACCGCCGCGCAGGUCGAGCAGUACAAGCCCUUCAAGAACGGCAAGCUCGUCGGCUCCGCCACCAUGACCACCGGCUUCGGCCACCACUUUGUCCUGAGCGUUGCCGACAAGGUCCUCGGCGCCAUCUCCGCGGGCGAGCUCAAGCACAUCCACCUGAUCGGCGGGUGCGACGGCCACGAGCAGGGGCGCCACUACUACACCGACGUCGCGCGCGAGCUCCCGCAGGACAGCGUCGUGCUGACGCUCGGGUGCGGCAAGUUCCGUGUCAACUCCCUCGACAUGGGGACGAUCCCGGGGGAGUCCGGGCUGCCGCGCCUGAUGGACAUGGGGCAGUGCAACGACGCGUACUCGGCGCUCGUCGUCGCGCAGACGCUCGCGGGCGCGCUCGGGUGCGGCGUGAACGACCUCCCGCUGACGCUCAACAUCUCGUGGUUCGAGCAGAAGGCGGUGGCGGUGCUGCUGACGCUGCUCAACCUCGGCGUGAAGAAGAUCGUGCUCGGGCCGCAGCUGCCGGCGUUCCUCACGCCCGAGGCGCGGCAGCUGCUCGUGGACACCUUUGAGCUGACGCCGGCGGACUUGGAGCACCCCUUCGACGACGUGCAGAAGCAGCUCGGGCUCGCGAACUAG
Molecule: messenger RNA, 1983 nt
Organism: Pedinophyceae sp. YPF-701
Lineage: Eukaryota; Viridiplantae; Chlorophyta; Pedinophyceae
Source: the annotation of a GenBank genome assembly